This is a messenger RNA of Drosophila hydei, 1287 nucleotides long. RefSeq lists its product as uncharacterized. The coding region runs from base 224 to 1201 and encodes 325 amino acids. Lineage: Eukaryota; Metazoa; Arthropoda; Insecta; Diptera; Drosophilidae. The transcript is spliced from 3 exons. The record is from RefSeq and is a predicted model, not a curated record.
UCUGAAAAUUACAUUAUGAAUAUCAAAAAGGAAGAUAUUGGAUCCUUAAUUUUCCCAAAUAAACAAUAAAUGCAAUAAAUAUACUGCGAUUAAAUAAGUUGCUUCAGCGAUUGUCCACUAUAGAAACAUCGCCGAUACUUACACACAAAAUCAGCUGUUGCUGCUAUUUUGAAUAAACGUGACCACGAGUAACAUUACUUGAUUAUCAGGCACAUUUGUUGUUAUGGCGAAGAAACGCAAAAUACCUGUGCGCAAGCAUCAUGGAAUACGAGAUCCGCUUAAGCAAAUCGAGCAGAAGGAGAAAAAGCUGGCCAACGUGACAAACAAUCCUCCAACGCAAAACGACGAGCAGCGAGCUUCACACAAUUUUAAGCAAUUCAAACGAAUUGUUGAGGCCGCGAAAGCGGGUAAAAAGCUGAAGGUCGGUAAUAUUGGCAGAGAAGACAAACCCAAGGAUACAAAAACAAAAAAGUCAACGACAAAUACGACGGGAACCCAAAAAACAGGCAAAAUAAAACAGUUCGACAAUGAAACAGAUGCGGAAUAUCUGCGACGAGUCAAUCGCAUAACCAGUGCAUCAGUGAGAGAAGCACAAUACGAGGCGAAAUAUGGUGUUAAUGUCAUACGCAAUCCGUCAACGGGCGAAAUAACGCUACAGAAGCGACCGAAAAACGAGAUCGAUGAGCUGCUCAAGCAGAAACAGAAAGAACGCCAUAAUCUCAAAAAUGGACGCAGAAAACCCAAUGCAGUGGUCAAGAAUGGAAUGGAUGCAAAAACGCGUAAGGAGCUAAUAAAGCGAGCCUUCAAGGAAGCCGAUGAAGAGGUGCAGCAAGAGGCUGCUCCUCUUUCGGAAUAUAAACGAGAUGUUUUUAAAUUUGGUGAAAUUGUUCAUGCACCACCUUCACUAAAGACGCUGCCGCGUAAGGCAAACAAAGAUGAGACUGUGCCCAGACCAGGACGUAAAUCAAACCUGUUGCUCAAAUCACUAAUGACUCCAGCAACGCUGACCGCGCAGAAUUCCCCUGUAACUAGUAGUAAAAAGAAAGCUGCAGCUCAAAGUGCGCCCACAAAAUUGCAAAUGAAAGGCAAACGUAAAGAUCUGCCAGCUGCAACACGUAACAUGCUCGAGGGAGAGCGCAACAAAAUGGUUGAUCUAUAUCGCCAGCUGAAAAAAGAGCAAAGUGUGGCGAAACAAGGAUAAUAAUCGUAGUAGUACUAGUUUUUACCAGUAACUAACAUUGUUAUAAUGUUUAUUUUUACUUUUUAACAUUAAACUUUUCAACAAAA